AAAUGCGAUUACGAAUGUUAUCCUGUUUGUCUAUAUAUACACACACACACAAAUCACAAUGUCAAUGUAUAUGCAUAUGCAGAGAGAGGAUAUUCGUUUCCUUUGAUUGAGCUGAUUUUGUGGCGGAUCUUGGAAAUUGGCAACCCUAAAAUAUCUACCGUUUCUUGUUAGGGGAUGUUCCAAUUAACGGCGUCGGAUUCGUUCCACAUUUCUCCCGAUGUGAUUUCGAUUCCCAAAUUCCAUCGAAUUCCAUCGCGAUUGAAUACGUCCUAGCAACACCCGGGGAAUGGAUGGCAGAGGCCGAGGAGGAGAAUCCUUUGUGGCGGUGAGGAGAAUGUCGAACGGCCUUGGUCGCGGAAGCGCCUACCAUUCCACUCCUCUGUGCGGUGAUUGUGUGGAGAUCCUGGAUCUGUGAAUUGAAAACAAUUGCGUCAAGUUAUGCCUACUUGCUUUGAGAUUUUUGCGGAGGUUGUCACAGGAUCAGCUGCAUGGCUUGGCAGAGGACUCUCAUGUGUUUGUGUACAGAUAAGAGAUAGUGAUGCUCGUCCAUCAUUUGAUUUGACACCAAUGCAGGAAGAGUGCCUAGAUAGACUGCAAAGCCGAUUAGAUGUACCCUAUGAUGGUUCUAACCCCGAACAUCAGGAAGCUUUGUUGGCAUUGUGGCAUGCUUCAUUUCCUGAAAAGGAACUACAAAGUUUAAUUUCCGAUCAGUGGAAGGAAAUGGGUUGGCAGGGAAAAGAUCCAACUACAGAUUUUCGGGGCGGCGGUUUCAUAUCACUGGAAAAUUUGUUGUAUUUUGCAAAGAACUUUCCGAAAUCUUUCCAGGACCUUCUUCGCAAAAAGGAAGGUAAUCGAGCAGUGUGGGAGUACCCAUUUGCUGUAGCUGGGGUCAACAUCACAUUCAUGCUUAUUCAGAUGCUUGAUCUUGAAGCAUAUAAGCCAAGAACGCUUGUGGGAGCAGCCUUCUUGAAGUUUCAUGCAGAAAAUGAAUCAGCAUUUGACCUUCUAUAUUGUAUAACAUUCAAGCUAAUGGACCGUCAGUGGCUUAGCAUGCGUGCUUCUUACAUGGAUUUCAAUGCUGUGAUGAAAUCUACACGUCGUCAACUGGAAAGUGAGCUUCUCCGAGAAGGCGUCAGGCACCUACAAGACUUGCCCUCUUACAAACUGCUUAGUCGGUAGUGGAAUAGGUAGCUAUUGUGGUUUUGAAUGAAUGCGCAAAAACAAGUUAGCUCUAGCUUGUUUUUGAGUAGCAAAUCCAUUGUUUUUUUUUUCACUUGAAGAGGAUAUGUAUUUGUUGAUUAUCAUUAG
This is a messenger RNA of Salvia hispanica, 1308 nucleotides long. RefSeq lists its product as uncharacterized. Lineage: Eukaryota; Viridiplantae; Streptophyta; Magnoliopsida; Lamiales; Lamiaceae. The record is from RefSeq and is a predicted model, not a curated record.